AUGUCGAUUGCCAAUGCCUCUUCUUCGACUGCUUCUCACGACUUGGACGCCGCUGAUGCCGAUCCUUGUCCAUCCGCUUGUACAUCCGUAUCCGCUCUGUGUAACAUGUCGACACUACCCUCACCGCGCCCUUUCGGAUAUCGCCCGACGUAUGUACCUGCGAUGGUCGCCUCGGGUGUAUCGGCCGUCACCGUCACGACCAAUUCACAUCGGCCACCUUCAAAAUCCCACUCGAUCUCCUCGGUCGACUCGUUGGCAUCUGUCUCAUCGAAUGCACCCUCCACACCAACGCAUGAUGCCGACGAUGUACGCUUCGAAAUGGCCGUCAUUCCCAAACUGGUUCGUGCCUCUGCUGAUGCAUAUCUCGAUCGCGUGGGCAAACCGCUGCCGCCAUCGCCUGCGCCCCAAAUCGUUGCAACGUCUGCAACCACCAAAACGAAUGCACAAGCGGCUCGUUCUGUCGCUGCUGCUGCUGCUGCUGCUGCUGCUGCUGCUGCUGUGCCGCCCUCCCAUUCUGCACUCCGCAACGAAAACCACAAAAACGCCAUUAGUUUCCGCGUGGGUAGCAAGUACAAGGUCUGCGAGAUCAUCGGCGAAGGCGCCUAUGGUGUUGUCUGCAGCGCCAUCCACCGCGCCACCGGUCAAAAGGUCGCCAUCAAGAAGAUCCAACCCUUUGAGCACCAGAUGUUUGCGCUGCGAACCUUGCGCGAGCUCAAGCUACUGCGCUUCUUUCAAGAAUGCGACGUCUCGGAAAACAUCAUCAGCAUCCUCGACAUUAUCAAACCCAGCACCUAUGAAGCGUUCACCGAGGUGUACUUGGUUCAAGAGCUCAUGGAGACCGACCUGCAUCGAGUCAUCCGUACCCAGGAGCUGUCUGACGACCAUUGUCAGUAUUUCACGUAUCAGACCCUUCGCGCUCUCAAGCCCAUGCACUGUGCCGACGUGAUCCACCGCGAUCUCAAGCCGAGCAACGUGCUGCUCAACGCCAACUGCGAUCUCAAGGUUUGCGAUUUCGGCUUGGCUCGUUCAGUGCUCACUGCGGACCAGGACACCGGCUUCAUGACCGAAUACGUCGCCACGCGAUGGUACCGUGCUCCGGAGAUUAUGCUUACCUUCAAGCAGUACACCAAAGCGAUCGAUGUAUGGGCAGUCGGAUGCAUCCUCGCUGAGAUGCUCACCGGUCGGCCACUGUUCCCUGGUCGCGACUACCACCAGCAACUCUCGCUGAUCCUCGACGUGCUGGGAACGCCGACACUCGAGGAAUUCCAAAACAUCAACAGCCGUCGAUCGCGCGACUACAUUCGAUCGAUGCCCUUCCGCAAGCGUCGAGAAUUCCGUACUCUCUUUCCAAAAGCUUCACCUGAAGCAAUCGAUUUCUUGCAAAAGACACUCACCUUUGACCCCCGCAACCGUCUCACGGUAGAAGAGUGUCUCCAGCAUCCUUAUUUGUCGGCUUAUCACGAUCCUGAUGACGAGCCUGGUGCGCCACGUCUCGACCCAGACUUUUUCUACUUUGACAUGCAAAAGGAGAGCAUCACCAAGGAGGAUCUGCGCAAGGAACUCUGGUACCAGGUACAAGAAUUUCAGCCGCUUCUUCGUUGA
Molecule: messenger RNA, 1602 nt
Organism: Mycosarcoma maydis (corn smut)
Lineage: Eukaryota; Fungi; Basidiomycota; Ustilaginomycetes; Ustilaginales
Product: MAP kinase
Exons: 1
Coding region: 1-1602 (533 amino acids)
Biological process (GO): intracellular signal transduction; protein phosphorylation
Cellular component (GO): nucleus; cytoplasm
Molecular function (GO): ATP binding; MAP kinase activity
Source: RefSeq, a predicted model, not a curated record